Molecule: messenger RNA, 3384 nt
Organism: Meloidogyne enterolobii
Lineage: Eukaryota; Metazoa; Nematoda; Chromadorea; Rhabditida; Meloidogynidae
Source: the annotation of a GenBank genome assembly
UUCUCGCUACACUUUUGCGUUUUUGUGUCAUUGACCUUUCCAAUUGUGAUUUAUUUUCAUUUUUUUGUUUAUCUCCCUUUUUCAUCUUAUAUAUCCAUCUUUAUUUUCUCCUCAAAAAUUUUGCCAGGCUUGAAUAUUUUUUUUUGCAUGUUUUUAGAAUUGUUUCGGAUCUCAGAGUCUGAUGUGAGUGUGCAUUGAAAGUUAUAAAAAAAUACUAUAAGUUUUAUAAAUAUAUUUUUCCAGUUUGAAAAUUCAUGACUUGUUGUAUUUUAUUUGGUUUUUUUCUUCAUUUUGCUAUAAAAUUAUUUUUGAUUACAAAUGUUGAAUUUUUUAUUUUUUAAAGUCGAUAGGCUUAAUAAUACUUUUUCACAUUUUUUAUUAAAAUAUUUCUACUUUGAGGAGAUAAUGGUAAAGUUUAUUGGACUUAAAAUUCAAGGCAUUCGAAGUAUUGGUGAUUCGCCGCAGUGCAUUAAUUUUUUGACUCCGUUAACUAUAAUUCAAGGGCCUAAUGGGACGGGAAAGACGAUCGCAAACAAGCCAAGAGUUGAUGCUUUGGUGCAACUUAUCUUCAAGGACAUUAAAGGCAAUACUUGUACGGCAACCAAGCGAUUGAAUGCGAGCGUUGUACGUGGAGGUAAAUUGACUACGAAAUCUGAUGAAUUUAACCUUAAAAUUGUUGAUAAGUUUGGUAAUCCAAAGUCACUUUCUUCAAAAAUAGGAGAUUUUAAUAAAGAGAUGCUCAAUUUAAUUGGUGUGCCUAAGGCUAUUCUUGAAUUUGUUCUAUUCUGUCAUCAAGAAGAAUCGAAUUGGCCUCUCUCUGAACCAAAAGAAUUGAAACAACGUUUUGAUGCAAUUUUCGAAGUUACAAAAUAUGUAAAGGCUUUGGAUGCAAUCAAAAGGAAUAUUAAAGAAUUGAACCUGCAAAUUCAGUUAAUUGACAAAGAACUUCCUCAUUUGGAAAGUAAUUUGCGUUCUAGAGCUGAGUUAACUAUGAAUUAUGACACGAGCCGUACAACAUUAAAACAAAAUCGAGUAAUAAUUGACAAUUUGUUGGAAGAAAAGAAAGUUGUUGAAGCAGAAUUGGUUGUAACUAGAGAAAAAUUGGAAAAAGCUGUUGAGGCAUCACACAAAUUUGGGAAGAUAAAUACACAUCAACGUUAUAUGGAAGAAUUUCUGACUGAAAGUAAUUAUCCUGGAACACGUGAACAAUUGUUAAUUGCUAUUAAUGAUCUCAGCCAUUCUAGUGAAAUACUUGAAGCUGAAGCUAAUAGAAUGAGUAUUGUUCGUAAUAUCUCAACUUUUGCGAAGAAAAUUGCUGAUUUGAAGAAAGAAGAGGAAUAUUUCCGUGAAAGAAUGAUUGAAUAUGAUUCUAAACAAAUGAAACUUGAAUCUGCACGUGCAGAUGAAUUAUCUGAUAAUAUUGAAAACUUGCGUAUUCAAUUGGCUGAAUACAAAAGCGAAAGCCAGUCAAAACGACAAGAAUUUUACAAACUUUCUCAGCAAAUUUGUAUCGCUGAAAGAGAAUUUAAGAAUGCAGAAAAUGCUUCAAAUGCAGUUGUCAAACUUUCUCAAGAAAUUGUCAAAUGGGAGACUCAAUUACAAUCACUUGGUGAUUUCAAAUUGCUAGAUGAUAUUUGGGAUAAUCUUCAAGAGAUGCAGAGUGCUUUGAAUGUUCUUCGACUGGAUUUGAUGGAAUUAGGUGCUGGGACUUCUAUUGAUGAUGCUAGAGAAAUGUCAACAGCUGUUUUGGAGCGAAUGAAUGGUAAAUUGGAAACUGUCUCUAGCCAUAUUACUGUUUUGAAAAAGCGAGUACAAAUUACAAAUCAGUUAAUGGAAUUUAAAGAUAGAAAAGCUUUGGCUGGCGAAAAAGUUGUUCAAAUUGAAUCUAUGAAACAAAAGUUGGAUCAAAAUAAAGAACAACUUAAAGAAGUUGAAUCAUUGCUUGCUUCUGCAAAUCAACAUUUGCCUGGUUUAGAAAAAGAAAUUUCAAAACUUGAAGGGGAAAGGACCAAAAUUUUAAAAGAAAUUUGUACAAAAGAACGAGAUGCUCAAAUGGUUGUUGAUUCUAUUGAUCUUGCAAUUUCAAAAAUAAAUGAUAUGAAAAAUUUGAAUGAAAGAGAUCGUGAUUCAACUGAUUCGACAGAUGAUUAUAGAGAAAAAAUGGAAGAAAAGAGGCGCGAAAUUGAUGGUUUAUUGGAACAACGACGUAAAUUGGAAACUCAAUUAAGCGGGGUUGAAAAUAGAAAGUAUGAAUUAAAACGUUUACAAGAGCAAUUAUCGAGAAUGGAUAUUCAGAAAGAGAUUGAUAUGUUGCAAAGAGAAUUAAGAGAAGCAAAAGAAAGUGCAAUGAUGGAAGGAAUUGAAAGUUUAACUGAAACUAGAACGAAGGAGAACAGACUUAGUCAACGUGCUGUUGAGAUUAACAAUAAAAUUCAUGAAAAGAAUGGAGAACAAUUACAAUUGAGAAAGAAAAUUGAAGAUUUGAAGAGACAAUUAUCUGAAACUCGUUAUGUGGAUGCAAAAAAACUUUAUAUUGGUAAAAUGGUUGAACGACAAGUUACUUUAGAGGCUAUUGAAAGCGGAUUUAAUUAUGGCAGGAUUUCAUUAUGUCAAUCGAAAAUUUUUUUUAAGGAUCUUGAUAGAUAUUACAAAACUGUUGACGAUUCAAUUAUUGAAUUUCAUCAACACAAAAUGGAACAAAUAAAUUCAAUUUUGUCUGAACUUUGGGCACGUGUAUAUCAAGGGAAUGAUAUUGAAACAAUAAAAAUAAAAUCACAAACUGUUGGUUCUGCUGAAAAGAAAAAUGUUGUUAUGACUGUUGAUCAAACUGAUAUUGAUAUGCGUGAUAGAUGCAGUGCUGGACAAAAAGUUUUGGCUUCAAUUUUAAUUCGAAUUGCUUUGGCUGAUGUAUUUGCUGGAAAUUGUAGAAUUUUGGCACUCGAUGAGCCUACAACUAAUUUAGAUGCUGAUAAGGUGGAAAAUAUUGGGACAAUGUUAAAGAAUUUAAUAGAAGUUCAAAAACCACCAACAGAUAGCGCAAUUGGUGUACGAGGAAUUUAUGAUAGUGAUGAUGCUGAUUUUGAAGAGCCAACUGGACGAGGUGCUGGAGCAGUACCAGAAGAAGAUAUUACAAUGCCUGAAUCAACAAUUUCUGGUUCUGUGAAAAGACAAUUGGAUGGUACUAAUGCUACUACAAGUACUCAGGCAGCUUCAGCUUACUCAAAAUCUCUUCAAUUAAUUGUUAUUACACACGAUCGACGAUUGGUCGAACAUUUAUAUAUGGCUUGUCGUCCCGAAUAUAUUUAUGGACUUUCUAAAGAUGAAAAUGGCGUUUCACAUAUCAAAGCUUACAAUCAAAUUGCUUCAAAUGAUCUUUUUAGUUGA